AACUGUUAAACAGUUUUGUAAAAUUUGUCAAAUCGACCGUUCAGAUUAAUUGUAACACUGCAAUGCAAUAGAAGAAUCCCAAAAUUUCAUUUUUGUUCCUGACACCCCGUAAGACAAACCAUGCAGACCUCCGCGAAUUCAGGCUCACUAUCCAAAAAGCGGACCUUCGAUGUCACCCAUCUGAGCAGCUCCAGUUUGGGCAGCAAGAGGGGCGUCCAGCUGCCGCCGCUGAUGUUGAAGGGUCAGAUUCGCCCGGACCAGGUGGAAGACGCCAGAUUCCGGGUGGUGGAAUCCGAGCGCCGGCCCCUCAGCGAUCAGCAGUUCAACGCGCUGAUCAAGCGGCUGGUCAAGUGCUUCAUGUCGGAGGUGGAGAUCACAAAGAGGCUGCGGAAGGUCACCGCCCACCGGGCGGUCCACCCGGUGGACCUGCAGCUCAUCCGGCACCUGGAGGCCCUCCGUCGGAACUACGAAUCCGAGCGAUCCGUCCUGGUGGUGAAGCUCAGCCUGGACAGCCGCUUCAAUCUGUAUGCUUCCCAUGCAGCGCAGGCUCGGGAAACCCAGCCGAGCAGGUCGAGAAAGUCCCGGAAAAGCCAUCCUCCCGACAGCCCUCCAAGGAGCGAUAAAAUACCACAGAAAACCCCCAGUCGCAAGUACGAGAACGACGUUCGCGCGAGGCAACGACAAAGUGGAGGAUCCCUGCCCAAAGGGCCUAGGAAAGCCAUAGUCUGCAAUCAUAUAGUAACUCCUGUGCAACUGUCUCACAGGCUCAGAGAAAAGCUUUACAGACUGCAGGAAACUUCUGUAUCUCCACCUUCGCCCGAAUCCACGAGAACUGAAGAGCCGUAUCAAGACGCCGCUUUGGAUUCUGCUCAAGUGUCUCCGAGUUCUUCUGAUAUAUUUUAUGAUAUUCCCGAUGCGAAUGAGUUUUAGACGAGAAACAGGAUUUCGAUUGCUCCUUCUUUAUCUUCUGCUCUGUAAAAGUUCACAACGAACAAUAGUGCGCAAUAUCUAAUAAUGGCAAUCAGAUUGUGGUUUCCCCUUAAA
Molecule: messenger RNA, 1044 nt
Organism: Drosophila biarmipes
Lineage: Eukaryota; Metazoa; Arthropoda; Insecta; Diptera; Drosophilidae
Exons: 1
Coding region: 121-930 (269 amino acids)
Source: RefSeq, a predicted model, not a curated record